AUGUGUAUGAUUGAAUGCAAGGGAGGCUUUUUAUAUAAUUUAAUAUUCAGAUACGUGGGAGUUGGUGAAUCGGAGGAAGUGCAGCUUUUCUACUACUUUGUCAAGUCGGAGGGGAAUCCUGAAAAGGAUCCUCUCUUGAUUUGGCUAACUGGUGGCCCUGGUUGCUCUUCUUGGUCCGGUCUCGUCUAUGAAGUAGGUCCACUGAAUUAUAAGAUUGAUCCAUAUAACGGAAGUCUACCCACAUUGGUCUUAAAUCCAUACUCUUGGACAAAGAUAUCUAGCAUAGUCUUCAUAGAUUCUCCCGUUGGCGCUGGAUUUUCUUAUGCAAAAAAAACUUCAACAGCAUCUAAGACAGGAGAUUUCAAACAAGUUCAAGGUCUAGUUGAAUUCUUCAAUAAGUGGCUGAUUGAUCAUCCAGAAUUCAUCUCGAAUCCAAUUUAUAUCGCCGGAGAUUCGUACUCUGGCAUUACAGUCCCCGUCCUUGUCCAAAAAAUUUCAAAUGGAAUUGAAGAAGGCAUCUUACCACCUAUAAAUCUCCAGGGAUACAUCCUUGGGAAUCCAGUAACAGGCGGAGAUAACAAUUACAGAAUCCCAUUUGCUCAUGGAAUGGCACUUAUUUCCGACGAACUCCAUAAGUCCUUGGAGAGAAGUUGCGGAGGAGAGUAUUAUGAAAACAUAGAUCCUAGCAACACCGAGUGUUUGAAAGAAUUCCAAACCUAUGAGGAGUGCAUUUCAGGAAUUUGGUCCAAGUUUAUUUUGGAUUCCGACUGCAGUUUUACACUGCAAAAACCACAAGGAGAUAGCAUUAGUGAAAGAAGAUCACUCAACCAGAAAUCUGAAUCACCACUUCCGUGGUUCGGUUGUCCAGACUAUCCUGACUUGCUGUCUCAAUAUUGGGCCAAUGAUCCUCAUGUCCGCAAAGCUCUUCAUGUACAAAAGGGAACUAUAGGGGAAUGGAAACGAUGCAACUAUGGCUUCCCUUAUCAAUACAAUGUUCGGAGCAGUGUCGAGUACCAUGCAAACCUUAGUGCUAAAGGCUACCGAUCGUUAAUAUACAGCGGAGAUCAUGACAUGCAAGUCCCCUUCUUGGCGACUCAAGCAUGGAUAAGAUCUCUAAAUUACUCCAUUGUAGAUGACUGGAGGUCAUGGGUUGUCCAAGGCCAUAUUGCAGGGUACACAAGAACUUACUCCAAUCUGAUGACAUUUGCAACCGUCCGGGUAGCAGGACACACAGCUCCUCAGUACAAGCCUAAAGAAUGUUUUGCCAUGUUUAAAAGGUGGAUUCAUUAUGAACCUCUGUAAAUAUUGCCAGUCUUUUUGGGCUUGGGUAGUAAGAUGUAUUAUAUUGUGUUGGGAAAAUUAAUAUUAAA
Messenger RNA from Morus notabilis, 1370 nucleotides. RefSeq names its product serine carboxypeptidase-like 3. The record is from RefSeq and is a predicted model, not a curated record. Gene Ontology annotation, biological process: proteolysis; secondary metabolic process. Gene Ontology annotation, molecular function: serine-type carboxypeptidase activity; acyltransferase activity, transferring groups other than amino-acyl groups. Lineage: Eukaryota; Viridiplantae; Streptophyta; Magnoliopsida; Rosales; Moraceae. Bases 1 to 1302 code for a protein of 433 amino acids. The transcript has 13 exons.